Messenger RNA from Rotaria sp. Silwood1, 444 nucleotides. NCBI's taxonomy places the organism in Eukaryota, Metazoa, Rotifera, Eurotatoria, Philodinida, Philodinidae. The record is from the annotation of a GenBank genome assembly.
AUGAAUGUUGAAACUAUAGAUGAAUCAAUUGAAAAGAGUAUUGAACAUUUAUUUUCAUUAUGGACAAUUCCUUGUUCUGAAUGGUUAAUGGUAUUUACAAAUGAUGCUGUUUGGUAUCAUCCGAAAUUUCCUGAUGGUUUGAAAUAUAAUCAAUUAUUAGAUUUUUGUCAAAUGAAUCAACAAACAAAACCAGCAUUAUUUCGUCAAGAUGGUCAAAUAAAAUUAACAAUUAGUGGUAAUAGAACAUCAUCACCUUUAUAUCAUGCUAUGGUUCCUUAUCUUUAUGGACAAAUUCAAAAUGAAAAUAAUAAUUCAUUAUUUAUAAAUAGUGGUUUUGAAUAUAUUCAAUUAAUUAAUAAUUCGAAAAAUCAACUUCAUAUUAAUAUGGUUGUCGAAUUCUUUAAUCGAGCUUCAUUACCAUUUGUUUGGCCACCAAAUAAUUAA